GUUGGCAGUGGGAACCCAAGGAUAGACCCACCUUCAAGGAAAUUGUCUUUCUACUGGAGAACAUGUUUGACAAGUCUAGCAUUAAUGAAGGCCCUACGCCUCCAGCAGGGAGAAGAGUCUUGUCUGUGCUAGAGGAGGCAGACAUUACUGCAGCAAAAAUGAGUGAAGCACUUUACAGAAAGUCUUCUAGAAAGAAAUCUGGCAAGUCAGCACCUCUUCCGCCACGCGGUGGGGAUAUUGACAUGGAACUGAAGAAUCGGAUCCGUCUGCAAAAAGCAAAACUGGAAAGUUCAUCUUUUGUUGAAGAAGGAGAGUUUGUAGAUAGCGGUCUGGGUAUGGAUUCGGCUCAUCGUGGAUUCUCGUACUCAUCUUAUAAUUCCUCUAUUCCUCCAGCAUUGAAAGCACAGGGAGGUCAGAUCAGCUCCCCAACCUUCCUUAGAGAAGACAAGGCUAGCAAGGCUUCAGUGGACAACCUCAAGGCAGCUCAGAUCGACCGAUCUAAGUAUCUCAUUUCUGAAGCCAAUGCGCGGACGUUUGAAAAGCAUGCGCCAGAACGUAGCAGUACUAGAAGCAUGGACACUAGGGCUGGAGAGAGACUAGACGGCAGCCAGGACAUGGGGUUCAUAGUGUCAGGGCAGUACAACAAAAAGGCAGUGCUGCCUCCGCAGCGUUCGGCAAUGCUGCCUCGCAAGAAACUUUCAGAACAUUCUUUGCCACACGAGUUGUCGCACAGUGUUAGUGUGGAUGAAACUGACUUGGACAGCACUCCCAGGGUAGGGAAGUUGGAUGUGACAAAUGUUACCAAGGCAAUUAACAGGUAUGGGACUAUCCCUAAAGGUGUUAGAAUAGGCGCUUAUUUAGAAUCCAUGGAGAGGGAACAAGAAAGUCACGGGCAUGAACUGUCUGCAGUCGACGAUCAUGACUCUGGGACGGACAGUGCUAGCGUCACUUCCUGUCCUGCUUUAGGCGGGGAUCACAGUAUAGAAGCCGGGCCAGGGGUGAGUUUAGGGCUUGCUGUGAAAAGAGUAGAAGGAUUCAGUGAGGACUCAGAUCCUGGCAUUAAACAGGAGCCCAAUUUAAAACCAUCUGCCUUUGUGAAGUCUCAGUCGCAGCACGGGCUCGGUGACGGCGCACCCACUGCCGGCUCACAUCAGCACCAAGGGGUACAAACAUCCAGCUCCACCAACGUCAAGUCUCAGUACUCCGGCCUGCUGCAGAGGCAUAAAUCAGAUCUCUCCUCAUCCAGCAAACCUUCCACGCCUUCCGAGCUCUUCACCUCAUCAGACCAGAUGAUCACAUCAACAACAUCUUCCGGCUAUCAACAUCCCACUUCUGUCCAUCGCUCAGACACAGACCCCCUCUCCCAUCUAGUAGACCACUCCCCACCCCAGCCCGCUCCCCCACACUCAGCCCCUCCCAUCACAUCACACUUUCCUGACCUCUGCGGUAUUAAUAAACCCAAACCUAGCCCUAGAUUUUCCCGCCAGUACGGGGAUGGGCUUGGGGUUCAGGACCAGCCUCAACUUCAGAUUCGGCCGCCUUUGGCCGCAGUGCCUGCCAACAAUUUAGCCACCGACUGCUCCGUUUUGAACAGCUCAGAAUCAUACAAGCCUCCAGCCUGGAUGGUGGGGCUGAAGUCUCGAAGCGAGGACAACCACCAGCAGUCCAACGGUACGCCCAGCAAUGUCAGCUCAUUCAAAAUCUACACCAAGCCUUCAGUGAACAUAAACUCCCACCUGGAGCAGAAGCAUCAACAGUCUCCUGCUCUACGGGAGACCAGCAUAGACCAAGUCAACAGUGGAAGCUUCGCCACAUCUGCAGAGCCUGCCUCCUCUGGCAGAUCUGAGACUGUAGCUUACCGAUCCACCGGUGUCAAGCUGCUGCCCACCACACCUGGUGGAGGUCCACUCUUAGAGUCCAUUUCUAUGAGCGGCAGUUACAUUUCUGACCCCCAGCAGACGCCGUCACCAGCUGGAGAUGGGGUCGGAGGUCAGUCUAACUGUACAGAACCUGUCAACAUUGACUGUAUUAAAUCAGCCUCUGAUAGGUUGAACUCCUGUAUUGACAAACUGGCACAAGCAGGGAAUAAGUCGAGUACAAAUUUCAUGCUCCUGUCAGAAGAAGUCCUGGCCUUUUACGGCCUUUGCUCACGAUACAUUGAUGCUUUGCCACCUCAUGCCAAAUUCCACGCUCGGGAACUGUUAACACGAAUGCAGGCUCACAGCCAGAACUUGAAAACCUACACAAGCACCUCUCCCUCUGGGGGUAGCAAACUACUUGAUGAUAUACAGUCAACAAAUAAGGAGAUAAUGACUGUUAUCCAGAGAUAG
Molecule: messenger RNA, 2330 nt
Organism: Candidula unifasciata
Lineage: Eukaryota; Metazoa; Mollusca; Gastropoda; Stylommatophora; Geomitridae
Source: the annotation of a GenBank genome assembly